AUGCACAAAGAUGAUGAAGAGAAAACAAGCUUUGUAACCGACAGCGGCACAUACUGUUACAAACAAAUGCCAUUCAGAUUAAAAAAUGCAGGGGCAACUUAUCAGCGGCUAAUGAACUUCGUAUUCAAAGACCAGAUCGGUCGUAACAUGGAAGUUUAUGUCGACAACAUCAUCGUCAAGUCCAAAAAGGUAGAAGAUCAUGCGAAAGACCUAAAAGAAGUCUUCACCAAUCUUAAAAAAUACAAACUCAAGCUAAAUCCGGACAAAUGCGCAUUCGAAGUCCCAACAGGAAAAUUCCUCGGUUACCUCAUCUCUCAAAAAGGCAUUAAAGUAAACCCGGAGAAAACAAAAGCAAUUUUGGAAAUGAAGGCGCCAAAAUCAGCUAAAGAAGUUCAAAAGCUAAACGGUAGAGUCACGGCUCUCGGUCGAUUCGUGUCUAACUCGGCCAAAAGAUGUCUCCCGUUCUUCAAAACAUUAAGAAAUGUGAAAAAAUUCGAGUGGACCGAAGAAUGCGAACAAUCUUUUGAAGAGCUCAAGAAAUUCCUGAGUUCACCACCACUACUCGGAAGACCUGAAACCGGAGAAGUGCUAUACCUAUAUCUAAGUGUCACUGAUGAAACAGUGGCAUCGGUACUAGUAAAGGAAGAGGCAUCCGAGCAAAAGCCGGUAUACUACACGAGCAAGGUGUUGAAAGGACCCGAGCGCGGAUAUAGCAAAAUCGAGAAAUUUGCAUUAGCAUUGGUCUUAACAGUUGAAAAACUAAAAAGAUAUUUUCAGGCUCACACAGGAAUAGUCCGAACAAACCAACCUCUGAGAAAAGCGCUCGCAAGACCAGAAACAUCAGGACGACUAAUCAACUGCAGAAACAACAACACACGAUCAACCUACCGAGGUAGACAAGGGCCUAGUCAGCUGAACGCUAAAGUAGACGGAGCAUCAAACAUGAGCGGAGCAGGAGCGGGCAUGAUACUAAGAGGACCACAUAAGAUCAAAAUGCAAAACUCGAUCCAUCUAAAUUUUCCAACAACCAACAAUGCAGCGGGAUACGAAGCUUUGAUAAAUGGAUUAAGGAUGGAACCGGUAGUCAAGACCGAGUACAUCAAAAUUCAGAGUUACUCUCAGCUGGUGGUUAACCAGGUACUUGGUUUAUACGAGGUAAAAGAUCCAGAGAUGAAAAAAUACGUAGACCGAGUGAAAGAGCUGCUCGCAAAAAUUAUCGAAGAGGGUGGAAAAUGGGAGUUAGAACAAAUACCCAGAGAGGAAAACACAGAAGCAGAUACAUUGGCAAAAGCCGGAGCAGUCAAAGAAACAAUGUCGGCCAUACCGUGCUCGGUUCAAAAUUUCAGCAGUAUCCAGAAUCCCGAAGCAACAUUCCUCAUCAACCCAUUGAACCAGUGGAUAGAACACAUCAUCUCAUACAUUGAAAACGGGAGCCUGCCCGAAGAUAACAAAGAAGCAAAGAAAGUAAAACACCGAGCACCACACUUCUCAUACCGAGACGGGACUCUGUACAGAAAAUCAUUCUCACACCCCUGGUCCAGAUGCCUCACGGUGGAGGAAGGGAAAUAUUUCUUAGCCGAGAUACACGAAGGUGUAUGUGGAAGCCACAUCUCACACCUGGCACUCUGUCGUAAAGCCGUCUUACAAGGUUACUACUGGCCGACACUGGCACAAGACGCAUCAAACCUGGUACAAAAAUGUGAGAAAUGUCAGUACCACCAAAAUGUACACAUAUCAACCAACGACCGAACAAAAUCCAAUAAUAAGUCCUUGGCCAUUCAGCAUGUGGGGAAUAGACAUCGUUGGACCUUUUCCAACGGCAAGUGGGCAGAGAAAAUUCAUAAUUGUAGCAGUUGA
Messenger RNA from Mercurialis annua (annual mercury), 1857 nucleotides. RefSeq lists its product as uncharacterized. The record is from RefSeq and is a predicted model, not a curated record. The coding region runs from base 1 to 1857 and encodes 618 amino acids. NCBI's taxonomy places the organism in Eukaryota, Viridiplantae, Streptophyta, Magnoliopsida, Malpighiales, Euphorbiaceae. Gene Ontology annotation, molecular function: nucleic acid binding; RNA-DNA hybrid ribonuclease activity. The transcript is spliced from 2 exons.